This is a messenger RNA of Bipolaris sorokiniana ND90Pr, 527 nucleotides long. RefSeq lists its product as uncharacterized. The transcript has 2 exons. The record is from RefSeq and is a predicted model, not a curated record. Bases 1 to 243 code for a protein of 80 amino acids. NCBI's taxonomy places the organism in Eukaryota, Fungi, Ascomycota, Dothideomycetes, Pleosporales, Pleosporaceae.
AUGGCGAAAAAAGACCAAACCACCAACGGAGAUUACGAAUACAUACACUAUCACACAUUUGAAGCAGUCGAUCAUGACAGAUCUAUGUCUUGGGAAGCUGGUAAUGGCAUGGUACAUGUUGGCGUGAAGGUCAUGAAACCGCAAAAGACCGAUAUAGACGCACGCGACGUUACUCUUCUUGAAGGGCAAAGUGCGAUUGUUUACCAGAUGAAGUUCAGAUUAGCUAAAAAGGCUGCUACUUAGGAUAUGCUUUCGACCAUAUUUCAGUACCCUUUUCGAAACUAAUUAAUAUUGCCAGUUUGCUAUCAUGAUUAAGGUCCUUGCCAUUAGGAAAUGAGAUCCUAGCGGCGCUAGUGCGUGAUAUGUUCCUGUCCUCUUCCGACUUCCUGAAUCUGCUUUCUAGCAUCGCCCCAUAUAGGUAGUUCCCUAGUAUGGUCUUCCACUCCUCGAUCGACGUCAUGUAGUUUACUUGCUGCGCAAUUGAUUCCCCGAGUGGUAAACAAAGCCAGAUCUCCAACCCAAAGUCG